AUGGGCUUGGAUGAGCUCAAGCCGGGCAACACUAAGCGCGCGAAAGACACUGCCAUCAGUGCAUUUAUGGCAUUUGUGAAAAGUGAGCAUGUAGAGUUUGACUAUGUUAGACAAUGCAUUGAACAAGAUGGCACGGGUAAGUGUUUUGUGUCUGUAUUGGAUAUGUUUGGUAUGUGCAUUGCAUUCAACGAGGGUAAGAAGGGCAAAGCGCUUGCUCGGAACACUGCCAUGCAGUACUUCAGACAGAGCAAAAUGUGGCUGUUCGAGCUAUUUCCUGUGCAACGACAUAUUACCGACGCAAAGUUGCUUGGCAUGGGGAAGACUCUCGACAGCUAC
This is a messenger RNA of Phytophthora sojae, 336 nucleotides long. RefSeq lists its product as hypothetical. Lineage: Eukaryota; Oomycota; Peronosporomycetes; Peronosporales; Peronosporaceae. The transcript has a single exon. The annotation marks the transcript as partial. The record is from RefSeq and is a predicted model, not a curated record.